Molecule: messenger RNA, 1449 nt
Organism: Hordeum vulgare subsp. vulgare (domesticated barley)
Lineage: Eukaryota; Viridiplantae; Streptophyta; Magnoliopsida; Poales; Poaceae
Product: anthocyanidin reductase ((2S)-flavan-3-ol-forming)-like
Exons: 6
Coding region: 116-1144 (342 amino acids)
Molecular function (GO): oxidoreductase activity, acting on the CH-OH group of donors, NAD or NADP as acceptor
Source: RefSeq, a predicted model, not a curated record
ACGUGCCGGUGCAAGCACAAUCCAGUUGCCUGACCACUCCACCAGAGGAACAUAGCUCCGGCGCUUCAGUUAUUGCCAGGAGCCCAGGAGAACUGUAGUAGUGAUCACCGGCGAUAUGGCGGCGGCGGCUGGUGAUGGGACGACGAGGAGGAAGACGGCGUGCGUCACCGGAGGGAGCGGGUACAUCGCGUCGGCUCUCGUCAAGAUGCUGCUGGAGAAGGGCUACGCCGUGAAGACGACGGUCAGGAACCCCGAUGACGGGGAGAAGAACGCGCAUCUCAAGACCCUGGCGGCGCUCGGCCCCCUGGAGGUCUUCCGCGCCGACCUGAACGAAGAGGGCAGCUUCGACGACGCCGUCGCCGGCUGCGACUACGCCUUCCUCGUCGCCGCUCCGGUGGCCCUCAUGCCAGAGAACGCCGAGGAAGAAGUGAUCCAGCCGGCGAUUCAAGGAACCCUCAACGUGAUGAGGUCAUGCGUGAAGGCGGGGACGGUGAAGCGCGUGGUCCUCACAUCGUCGACGGCCGCGAUCUCCAGCCGGCCGCUGGAAGGCGACGGCCAUGUCCUGGACGAGGAUUCCUGGUCCGACGUCGAGUACCUCAGGGCCACCAAGAGCGGUACCUGGGCGUACCCUGCCUCGAAGGUGCUGGCGGAGAAGGCGGCGAUGGCGCUCGCGGAGGAGAAGGGCCUCAGCCUGGUGACCGUGUGCCCCGUGGUCGUCGUCGGCGGGGCACCGGCCAGCAAGGUCAAGACCAGCGUCCCCGAGGUCCUCUCCUUGCUCUCCGGCGACGACGACAUGGUGGACAACCUGGAGCUCAUCGAGAAGGCAUCGGGGUCGAUCCCGCUGGUGCACAUCGACGACGUGAGCCGCGCCGAGAUAUUCGCCGCCGAGGAGGCCACGUCGGGGCGGUACAUCGUGUGCACCCUCAACACCACCGCCGUGGCGCUCGCCCACUUCCUGGCGGCCAAGUACCCGCAGUACGAGAUCAACGACGACCGCAUUGGUCAUCUUCCGGAGAAGCCGAGGGUGAGCAUCUGGUCGGACAAGCUCAUCAAGGAGGGGUUCGAGUACAAGUACAAGAACCUGGACGAGAUAUACGACGACCUCGUCGUCUACGGCAGGACCCUGGGACUCCUUAAAUACUGAUAUAACAGGCUCUUCUCUAGAGUCUAGAGUCGACUCAAUGAUCUCAGAACGACAGGGAUUAUGCGCUUGCAAAAAUAAAUCUAUCCUCCUAGAGGCUAGAGCCUAGAGCACAAAAUGUGUUGAAAUGUUGGUGCUUAAGUUUAAUUUCUUGAUUGCUGACCGAGAGCACAACUCGGUAAAGUCGUGUAACAUUUUCUAUCUUCUUGUUUGAGUUUAUCUUAUAAGAAAGGAAAAAGUGCAUUUUCCAUCCUGAACUCUAUCAAAAGUAUGUAAAUAAAUUACUAUUUCCAUGUCACCGUCGAAAA